GAAAUUUAUUGACCUGAUUUUGUGCUUGUGCUUGUGUGGUUGCAGUCGGAUUGCGCCACCCACCAGUCCUAGGGCCUGCCUUCGUUGCCCAAAAUCCUACCAGACGGAUUAACUACUUGCCUAAAAGUGAAGAGAGGAGUCAUUCAGCAACCAUUACGGGCCAACAUUGUGAUUUGCACCAAGGUACAUGUAAUUGCAGAAAUGGAAACGGUCACGUGCCAAAGAACUCGAGGGUGCCAUGUACCUGCUCCUUUGACAUCGUCCCCCUCGUCGUCCACCAACAUCAGACCCCCACCAUCUUUGCGCUGGGACAUUGGACACCGCAACCACCGUUGGCCAAAGAAUAUCAUGUCCUCCUCAUCGGCCAGCCUUCCGGGAGGGCGCCCUGCCUUGGCGCCGGCAACAUAUUUCCCUCCGGGUGAGGAGAUUAUGCUACGGCCGCGGCGACAGCUGGCUUGCGUGCGUUGCCAGCAGCGCAAGGUCAAGUGCGAUCACAAAGAUCCGUGUGCCACAUGUGCCAAGGCGGGUGUGCCAUGUGUCGCAUCAAACCAAGUCCAGCGCCGUCGAAAGAGACGACUGCCAGAGAGGGAGCUCCUCGACCGGAUUCGCAACUAUGAGGAUUUGCUCACCCAGCACAACAUCAAGUUUGAACCGCUUCACCCACGCGGGCCGGAGUCAUCUGUCUCAGCACCCAAGGGGUCUCCCGACUCGCAUGUUGAGGAGCCAUGCGAAUCUGACGAUGAGCCCGGAACCACUACUGCCUCAUCUCACGCAGGUACCAGCUCUCCAAGGCGGAGGGUGCGCGCGGCCAAAUGUUGCACACAAUGAACCAAGAGUUCCGUGAUCGCACCGAUGGCGAC
Trichoderma asperellum CBS 433.97 is the source of this 860-nucleotide messenger RNA. NCBI's taxonomy places the organism in Eukaryota, Fungi, Ascomycota, Sordariomycetes, Hypocreales, Hypocreaceae. The record is from RefSeq and is a predicted model, not a curated record.